ACCAACAUGAAGCUGCUGCUGCUGCUGCUGGGUUUGGGGCUGACCCUAGUCUGUGCCCAUGCAGAAGGAGAAACUAGUCCAGGAGGAAAGAACUUUGAUCCAAUACAGAUUGAGGGGGAGUGGAAUUCCAUUCUCUUGGCCUCUGACAAAAAAGAAAAGAUAGAAGAAGAUGGAGACAUGAGAGUUUUUGCGGACUUCUUCUAUGUCUUCGAGAACGGGUCCUUAGCCUUUCACUUUUAUGCUUUUAUGGAUGGAAAGUGUGUCGAACAGUACUUAGUUUGUGACAGAACAGAAAAUGAUGGUGAAUAUUACGUUAAAUAUGACGGAAACAAUACAUUUACUGUACUUGAUGUAGACACUGAUGAUUACGUUAUCUUUUAUCUCAAUAAUGUCAAGGAUGAGGAGACAUUCCAGCUGAUGGCGCUCUAUGGCCGAGAACCAGAUUUGAGUUCAGACAUCAAGGUAAAGUUUACAGAGCUAUGUGAGAAGCAUGGAAUCUCUGAGACAAAUAUUGUUAACCUAACCAAGGCUGUGGGCAUGGUUCCUGAACAUGCUCUUGUUCCUGCCCUGCAGACCGCUGUCCCCAGGCUCAAGAUGAAGAGGCCUGAGCCUCCAGUGUUGAGUGGAGACUUCUCGCCAGGACCCCAGCAUCAUCCUUCCCUAUUGACACUCCAUCCUGUGACAAGUUCUGUGGUCUGAUUGCCAUCCUAUCCCACAGGAAACAUAAUCCGCGCUUCUC
Messenger RNA from Acomys russatus (golden spiny mouse), 739 nucleotides. RefSeq names its product major urinary protein 20-like. Bases 7 to 699 code for a protein of 230 amino acids. Gene Ontology annotation, molecular function: odorant binding; small molecule binding. Lineage: Eukaryota; Metazoa; Chordata; Mammalia; Rodentia; Muridae. The transcript has 7 exons. The record is from RefSeq and is a predicted model, not a curated record.